Messenger RNA from Ooceraea biroi (clonal raider ant), 522 nucleotides. RefSeq lists its product as uncharacterized. NCBI's taxonomy places the organism in Eukaryota, Metazoa, Arthropoda, Insecta, Hymenoptera, Formicidae. The record is from RefSeq and is a predicted model, not a curated record.
AUGGACAUCGUGGAUUCGCACCUGAUUGGUCUAGUUUCUAGUGGAUCGAAAAUGGCGGAAUUGAGCCGCGCCGCGCCGAGCAUCCAGUCUUUCCUAGUCGGGUAUUCUCCGACUUUGGUUUGCCCGGCUCGCCGUACGGUCGAUGUAAGCGCUUACGGAAAGCUGGGCUACAAGUUCGCGGACUGCUUUCACAAGGACAAGCAGUCAUUCGAUUUAUUUAAGCAUCGGUCGGCGCAGCACGUGGACGUAAUAAUUCUGGUGGACUGGAACACUAUGCAGGAAACUUUGACGACCAGCACUUAUCUGAACAUACUGAAGGACAUUUUCGAGAAAUGUGAUCCCGGCACAAAGCAUAAGAAGAUCAAGAUUCUCAACGGAGGCUACCAAAAGUGGCUGAUGACGUAUCCGACGUUUACAACGAAUUCCAAUGUGGCUGUUGCCCGAGUUCAACAAUGUCGCGAACGGCGCAACAAUUUGGAGAACCCGGACGCGCCAUGCGGACCCCCCGCCACCCUAACGUAG